Molecule: messenger RNA, 744 nt
Organism: Octopus sinensis (East Asian common octopus)
Lineage: Eukaryota; Metazoa; Mollusca; Cephalopoda; Octopoda; Octopodidae
Exons: 2
Coding region: 254-652 (132 amino acids)
Source: RefSeq, a predicted model, not a curated record
AUUACUAACCCAGCUGUAGCUGGCCCAAAAAUUUUUUGGUUCAUAAGACCAACCCGGCCGAGAGAACCCAUUGUUAUUUAAAUGUAAAUUUGAACCCAAAUGUCAUUGGUACAUUUGUUAAAACACGUGAUUUCACUUUGCUAACAGUUGAGUUAUUGUGUCCGACAUUGUUUGGCAUGAUAUUUGAACUCAGUGAAUUUUGGAAGAUUUUUUUCUACAUUUUUAUCGGCAUUAAUUUUUUUCAACUUUGAAAAUGGAGAGGAGUUUCAUGCUAUCAAGCAGUGAUUCCAAAUUUGAAGGCUUUUCAACAGAAGAUAUCGAGAUAUCGAGGAAAAGAAUGAAUGAAGUGCAAAAGCACAUGGUGGACGAAAAUGAAUCGGAUAUUUCUGUAUCCAAAAGCAAUUCUGAAGAAACUGAAAGCAGUGGCAUAGACAGCGAGGAUGAUUUUACACCAGAAUGGAGUAAAAAGUUAAAAAAUGUUUUUAUUAACAAUUUUUCUGAGGAGACACGGUCUACUCAUAGUCUUUCUCAGGAAGCAAAACCAUUAGACGUUUUCUUUUCAUUUUUUCCAGCAUGCUUGUUUGAAGUAAUCACUGCGGAAACAAAUCAUUACACAGAAUGUAAACAAGCUGGAAAAAAAGAUAGCAUGUGAGAGACACUAGCAGUACCCCUGUACGUGAAGAACCAAACUUUGAUCCCUUAUUUAAAAUAAGACCCCUCAUUGACUGCGUUCAAAAUGCAUAU